AGGUCGAACCAUUAAACACACGAGUCACAAUACAGCACAUGUCAACUUGUUGAACCCAAAACACGCCAGUAUAUUGAGCAGACGUGCCUGUGGCCGGGUACGCGGCCAUAAUUACCAAUAACUAAAUACUUCAACUGCAGGUCGACCAUGGCGUUCAUGAAGAGUGCAUUACUCGUGUGUAUCACGGCGGUCGCCGUACUAUACUUGCCGAACCUGUGGACUAAACCUCUACCCGUGCUCAUUUCCGGGACUACCGCACCAGGGUUCGAACCCGUACUCCAGCUUUAUCGGGAGAAUUUUGCAAACGGCGUGGAGUACCCGAUCGGGGGUUCAGCUUUCUCGGUGUACUACAAGGGGUCAAAGGUCGUUGAUAUAUGGGGAGGUUAUGCCGACAGUGAAGCACUCCGACCAUGGAUGGAGAACACAAUGGCCGUCGUUUUCUCAACAACCAAAGGAGUCGCUGCCACAUGCAUGGCUCUCCUUGUGGACAGAGGACAACUCGACUACGACAGAACCGUCGCAUCUUAUUGGCCAGAAUUUGCACAGGAAGGCAAAGAGAACAUCACAGUGCGCAUGCUCCUUAAUCACGAGGCUGGGCUUCCAUACACAAGUAAAGUCAUCACACAGGAAAUACUUGGAGACCAAAAAGCCUUGAGUCAGGUAUUGGCAGAGAGUCCUCCCGUUUGGGAACCAGGCACCGCCCACGGAUAUCACACCCUGACGUUUGGUCUCUACGCUAGCCAGUUACUAAGACGAGCUGAUCCAAAACACAGAACGCUGGGGAAGUUCUUCAAGGAAGAAAUCGCUGAACCCUUCGGUAUCGACUUCUUCAUAGGAACACCUUUCGAAUCGUUCUACCGAGUGGGGCGUCUUACUGGUGACAUCAGUGGUGUAGUGGCCACACUUCUCAAAGGCAUGGGCGAUCCACUAAACAGAGAAAUCGUGUAUGCAAUGAUCAUGGGAACAAAUAAAGACCUCGCCACCUCAUUUGAAAGAUUUUCUCUAAACGCGAUGGAAAACUUCCGACGAGCGGAGGUACUUGCUCUCGAAAACCCAUCAGCUGGAGGUGUGGGAACCGCCCGUGGUAUUGCGAAGCUAUUCGGCAUUUUAGCAAACGGAGGCCAGACUAUUAGAGAUCAAAGGUUGCUUUCAGAAGACGUCAUCAGUAAAUUUAUAGGCGAAUCGAAAGCGCCCUCUUUGGACAGGACCGUCGGAAUACAGACUGCUGUCAACCUCGGAUACACCAUAACGAAAAGUGACGGGGUGGAACAGUUUGGACAUCCCGGGUCCGGUGGAAUGCAAGGACGUGCUGAUCCACAGCGUAAGCUCAGCUUUGGUUACGUGUCAAGUUAUCACUCCCCAUUUGGACUAGGGAAUGAUCCACGGUUUUUGACCCUACAGAAAGCUACAUACGAGUGUGUAAAACAAAUUGAGGGGCAGUAGCGAAAACGUCAUUGAACAUUCGAUGUACAAAUUGUAGUAGUAAACAAUAUUCGAGGUCAGUCCAGUAAACACAAGUUGACGCGAAAAGGGAGACGUUGAGGCCACCAAAGUCGCCUUAAAAUCUAGCGUCACGAGGCUCGUGAAUAACGCCAGACACCAGUCUUGAGCGAAUGUCCGAAAUGUACCUUUUAACUCGCAUCCAGUCACCAUGGAGAUUCACAGUCAAAUCCCACGUACAUAUAUACAAUAAAACAACCGUACAUACAUGUAGACAACAACAUCACAAACAUUAUGCACGCUGUAUGCAUACGACCGAAAGUGCAGCCAAACAUCGGACCAAUCAAAACACAGAUAUGGAAACCUUACGUCACUGCACGUUUAUCCAAUGAAAUCAAUGCAUCCAAUGAAGUCACUGGGUCUGUAAAACCAAUGCGGAUAAAGACUAGAGACCAGUCUACCAUCGAAGUUGAACUGCCUUGGACUUUUGAGAAUGUUCGAACGCACACACCCUCUUAAAAUGUGUACUUCUUUUAUACUUAUAAUUAUCACAAGUCAUUUUGUUAAAAUAAGUCUUGAUGUAGGUUUCUUGUAAACAGUUUUUGUAGAAUGACUGACUUUUCGUACAAUAAAGAGUUUCAACUACGAAA
Asterias rubens (European starfish) is the source of this 2090-nucleotide messenger RNA. RefSeq names its product beta-lactamase domain-containing protein 2-like. The record is from RefSeq and is a predicted model, not a curated record. Lineage: Eukaryota; Metazoa; Echinodermata; Asteroidea; Forcipulatida; Asteriidae. Bases 148 to 1443 code for a protein of 431 amino acids. The transcript has 7 exons.